This is a messenger RNA of Glycine soja, 1110 nucleotides long. Its product is annotated as bidirectional sugar transporter SWEET5-like. The transcript is spliced from 6 exons. The record is from RefSeq and is a predicted model, not a curated record. Gene Ontology annotation, molecular function: sugar transmembrane transporter activity. Gene Ontology annotation, biological process: carbohydrate transport. Gene Ontology annotation, cellular component: membrane. Lineage: Eukaryota; Viridiplantae; Streptophyta; Magnoliopsida; Fabales; Fabaceae. Bases 119 to 856 code for a protein of 245 amino acids.
CUCUGGUCCCUGCUUCCAACCUCAUGCAUUCUGUUCUUCUCUCUCUUUCUCUACCUUUCUGUGAAUUUCUGUUGCAUUAAUUUUCUCUACAGAAAGAGAAAAAAAAAGAGCUUCCACAAUGGUGAGCGCUGCAAUUGCUCGUAACGUCGUCGGCGUAAUAGGCAAUAUCAUCUCCUUUGGCUUGUUCUUUUCACCUGCUCCAACUUUCUAUGGAAUCGUAAAGAAGAAGACGGUGGAGGAGUUCAAGCCAGAUCCUUACAUAGCAACGGUGUUGAAUUGUGCGUUUUGGGUAUUCUAUGGAAUGCCUUUUGUGCACCCAAACAGCAUUUUAGUUGUCACUAUCAACAGCGUUGGGCUUGCGUUCGAGUUUGUCUAUCUUACCAUAUAUUAUGUCUAUGCUACCAGCAAAGGACGGAAAAAGCUACUGAUUUUUCUUCUCAUCGAGGCUGUUUUCUUUGCUGCCGUUGUUCUUAUAACAAUGCUGGCACUGCAUGGCACUCGCCAAAGGUCGUUAGUGGUUGGUGUUCUAUCUGAUAUCUUCAAUGUUAUGAUGUAUGUCUCCCCUCUAACAAUUAUGGCAAAGGUUAUAAAAACUAAGAGCGUAAAAUACAUGCCAUUCUGGCUCUCUCUGGCUAACUUCCUUAAUGGUGUGAGUUGGACAACAUAUGCUCUCAUCCACCCAUUUGACCUUUAUGUCCUGAUCAGCAAUGGUAUCGGAGCAAUCUCUGGGCUUAUUCAGCUUAUAUUAUAUGCUUGCUAUUGCUCUUGCAAGAGUGAAAAUGAUGAGGGUGGCGAUCAAGACUUGAAACCAUCUGGGGUUCAGCUCUCUAACUUAAAUGGAAGAGCUGCAGUCUGAUGACACAUGCAUCAACAUCCAUUAAUCCUUUCUUUUUCUUUUACUCCUUCUUGACCUUAUAUUUCUAUCUGUCCUUUAAAUUUUAAUGUCAAAUAUGACAUUUAUAUAUAGAUAUAGAUAUGCAUAUGAUGCAUACUUAUAGUUAAGCACUAGUUUGAAUUUUCAUUUUCAACUUUUGGAAUUGUAGACUGGAAUAUGUUCAUAUUUGCUCCAACCAUGAUUCCCAACUAAGAGUGAGAUCUUUACCAAAGCAA